Messenger RNA from Paramecium octaurelia, 1554 nucleotides. NCBI's taxonomy places the organism in Eukaryota, Ciliophora, Oligohymenophorea, Peniculida, Parameciidae. The record is from the annotation of a GenBank genome assembly.
AUGAAUAAAAAUUAAAAUCAAACUAAUGAGUUAACUUAAUAACAUUUAAACUAAUUUGCAAUAUAUAAUAUUGUAGUUGAAGUACUUCCUACAUUUAAAGAAUAAGAAUUACAUUAAAUUAGUUCGUACUUCUAUAUUUAAAGUAAAACAGAUUAAAUUUUAUGGUUUAAUUUAAGUGUAGAAAAUCUAACAAAUUUUUUUAAAUCCUAAGACAAUCCAACACUAUAAAAAUUACUCAGUCCAGAAAUCAUAAAUGAAUAUAGAGAUCUUUUAAUCGAAAUAUUUAAACACAAUUUUCAUAAGUUAUUUGAGCAUUACCAAACAACAUAUAAAAAGAUCAGCGACAUUAGUUAAGAUUUAUAUUAGUAUUUAAAAGAAAUCAAUCCAAAAUUUGAUAUUAAGAGAUUAUCAAAAUUGUUAUUAAGAGAAGGUUAAGAUAUUUAAUCAGCUAAAGAUUUAAUUAUAAGAAGAAUGAUGGAGUAUAAAACAGGAGAAAACAUAACAUUAAAUGGUAAAAAUGAUUAAAAUAAAACUUAAAAUAUGAGACCAAAAAUUGAGGAGGAACAAAUCCAGAGUGUUUCUUAGCAAUAAUAAUAAUAAUCUGAUUAAUAAGAUCCCUCUCUAUUGUUUCCGAAAAAGCAGAGAUUGGAUGAAGAAAAAUUGACUUAGAUUUAAACAUUUUUUAGGUCUAAGAUAAGAGAGAAAAAUGAACAAUUAAGAGAUUAAAAAAAUAAUGUAACUAUUUCAACAAAGGAUAGACCAGGUAGUAAUAUAGAACAAUUGAAUUCUGAGAAUAUAUCAAUGAUCAAAGGUGAAAAUAAAAUGAAUAGGGCGAAAUCAAAGAAAUUAGCAGAGAGCAAGACAGUUCGGAAUUUAAAGGAUGAUUUGGAGUAAGAAAGGAGUUUAUUGAAGGCAUAAAUAGCUGUUGAUUUAUUAAGAUCGAAAGAGGAGUAAGAAAGAAAAGAUAAACCGUUAAUGAAAGAAUAAUAAAAUGAGAUAAAGGUGCAGAUCAAACAAGCAACGGAGAGAUUAUAUGGUGAGAGAUAAUAUACAGUUUAGAUAAUGAGAAACAUGGCACAAACAACAGCGAUUUUAAGUGAUAUCAAUUAACUGGAACAUUUCUCUUCAAAAAUAGAAUCUCCUUAAUUAGUUGGCCAAUUUGUCAUUUAACGAAAGAAUUUACAUAGGAAUCUUAAUAAAGAGUUAGGUUUACCUACUUUAUCUUAUUUGAAACCUACAAGUGCCUAUUUUUCAAGGAGAAAUCAAUCUUCUGAAUAAAUCAAAGCUAUGGAUUACAAAAGAUAUUAUGAAAUAGAAAAUGGAGUUAGUUCAAGACCUUACACUUAGUAUUAAUCAAGUCGUAAGCCUUAAACUACUUCAAAUAACAAUAGCUCUAGAAAAAGAACCCAUCAAAAUUAGGAUGAAUUGAAAAAUAAAUAUUCAGGAAGAACCAGAGUCACAAACAAUAAUGAAUCCAUGAAUACAUUUCCUAUGCCGUAAGAAGUAUUUCAUUAUGAAUAUCCUAAAUCACUAUUGGUUCCAGCAGCAUUAUGA